Entamoeba invadens IP1 is the source of this 621-nucleotide messenger RNA. RefSeq lists its product as hypothetical. The record is from RefSeq and is a predicted model, not a curated record. The transcript has 2 exons. The coding region runs from base 1 to 621 and encodes 206 amino acids. Gene Ontology annotation, cellular component: mitochondrion. Lineage: Eukaryota; Evosea; Mastigamoebida; Endamoebidae. Gene Ontology annotation, molecular function: metal ion binding; alcohol dehydrogenase (NAD+) activity.
AUGAAUUCUUUGACAACUAGCACGGCGUCUGAAGUCAUUCCACCUCGAACAUUGAAACCAACAAGAAGUGUCCACUUGAAGAUUAUUAUUGACUCCAUCAGUUGCUAUCAUCGACCCAAUGUUCUGUGUCUCAUUACCAAAAGAGCUAUAGCAGACUGUGGUAUCGAUUUUUUGGUCCAUGCAGUUGAGGCUUAUGUCUCGGUUAUGGCUGAUAAAUACAAAGAUGGUCUUGCUAAAGAAGCAGUCGAAUUAGUCUUCGACAACUUGGUCGAGUUGUUCAACGGGGUUUUGUUGCCAGAGAGGAGGUGCACAACGUUGCUAUCAUUGCUGGAGCUGCUUUCCAUAUUCCAUAUGGUCGAUCUGUUGCAAUGUUGUUACCACAUGUUAUUCGAUACAAUGGUGUUGUUCCAAGAAAGUUGGCGAUGUGUCCAAAGUACAACUUGUAUGUGUAUGGCUGACGAGAGAUAUAAUAACCUCGCUCAUUUGGUCGGGUUGAAAACUGAGACUACGGCUGAGGGAGUUGAAGUUCUUGCAAAAGCAAGGACUUCAACACAUAUCGUUUUUUCGAAAAAUAAAAUAUUUGAGAUAAUUGAAAUCCAAAUAAUACAAUUGAAAGGUUAA